GCAGGCUCAACACGUUACUGCAGAGGGCCGAAAGGUUUUGAAACCCCGCGACUUUCCUUGACAAGUAGACUCCAGUCGAUUGCGGAGGAGAAACAUAUCCACGUACUCCCGCGGGCGGUGCGCUGAAGAGAUGGCGUCCGCUUCUCCUCUGAGGUGGUGCUUGCGCGCCGGCUGCAGAGGCUUUGCGCCCAGACGAACCUCGAACAACGGCGCCGCCGCCGUCGCAACAGCACUCCCGAUCUUCCCGAGGCGCGCAAUCUCGACCACGAGGGCCAGGAACGCCGCGAAGGGCGGCGAGGAUGGUGGCCAGAAAAAAGGUGGCAAACUCCAACCGUUAGAGCCGCUCGAGGAGGAGAUGGAACUGUUCCAGCGGCCCAAUAUCAAGACCCUGCACGACGCCGUCAUGCUGGCCACGACGCGCGAGGAGCGCGAGCAGGCCGGGUACGACGAGACGCGCGGCCAGCAGUUCCUGGGCGGGCCCGUGGAGAAACUCCGCCGGACCGUGACUGGCCUCAACCGAUCCUACAACGCCUUCAAACCCAAGCCGCAGGACUUUUGGAACGAGAACGCGACCGACGAGGAUAUGAUCGUGGACGAGGAGGGCUCUGACGAUUUUGAGGAGGACGACAUCAUGCCCCCGGCUCACGCCAAGCUGGAGGACCACCGAGACAUGCGCGAGUAUGCGCGCAUUGCCAUCUGGGAGAUGCCCCUCCUUUCCAAACUCGCCAAGCCAUUCGAGCCCCCAACCGAGCAACAGCCGUUGCGCUGGCGCUACACCACCUACAUGGGCGAGUGGCACCCCGCCGAGAAGAAGGUCGUUGUAGAGCUCUGCCCAGACGACCUCGAUCUCACCGACGUCCAGAGGCGCAAGCUUGCAAAGCUGGCCGGCGCCAGAUAUAACCCCGAGAAGGGCACGAUAAAGAUGAGCUGCGAGUCGUUUGAGCACCCUGCCCAGAACAAGCGGUACCUGAGCGACUUGGUUGCGAAGCUCAUCGCUGAGGCCAGGGACCCCAAGGACACGUUCGAGGACAUACCCCUAGACACGCGACACCACACAUUCAAGACAAAAUACUCAUUCCCCAAAGAAUGGCGGAUGACAGAAGAGAGGAGGCAACAGCUGAUGCAGAUCCGCAAACAAGCCUACGAGCUGGACGCGGCAAAGAGGGCAACCGGCGAGUUGGUUGACGGCACCGAGAAGAUCCAACAGUCAAUAGCAGCUCCUGCUAAGGACGCUGACCUUGAGCAGGCACUGGCGGACAUGGUGACUGUUAGGGCCUCUAGGGCCGGUCAAUCUGCUGCGCGCAGGCUUCCAAUGUUAUAAAGACUCGCCGGGACGCUCGGUUGCCAUGGCUGCCCGCACGGCUGCGUCCACGAGGCCGGGAUGAAGUCUGUGUACGCAUAGAAUUCUGUAUUCAUGUGUAAUAUAAGCAAAGCUGCGCACGCAAGCCUGCCACUACCAACCUGCCUACCUGUAUCCAGAGGUAGGUAAAUAUGUGGCUGUUGUUGUUUCAAUAUCCGUUGGCGGAUAUCACAGGCCAAGCUUCGUUUGAAGGAUGCGACAGAAAUAAGAUUCCAGCAGACGCGAGCGCUAGCGAUGCGCCGAGAACAGUUUUUCAAUGUUGUCUCGUGUCUGCCCGAACUGCCGGGCCCCUUACCCCGUGAACGCUAGAAAUGGUAGUUCCCGUCUGG
Molecule: messenger RNA, 1689 nt
Organism: Gaeumannomyces tritici R3-111a-1
Lineage: Eukaryota; Fungi; Ascomycota; Sordariomycetes; Magnaporthales; Magnaporthaceae
Product: mitochondrial ribosomal small subunit component
Exons: 3
Coding region: 131-1321 (396 amino acids)
Biological process (GO): mitochondrial translation
Cellular component (GO): mitochondrial small ribosomal subunit
Molecular function (GO): structural constituent of ribosome
Source: RefSeq, a predicted model, not a curated record